GUGUCUCCCUGAUCUCAUUCCCCAUCGUCCUUUCAUUACCGACCCAUUUUAUUUUAACACUCUCUCUCUCUCCCUCUUCAUACAUUUUACCCGUUACUCUCUCUCUCUCUCCAUCUUCAUUCUCUUCUUCUUCUUCACUAUUUUCUCAGUUAUCGUGACCUUAUCCCAACCCUUUUCUGUUGCGAAGGUGCUUCUGGGCUGUUGUCAGAUCAAUCCACAACCCUCAAUUGUUGGGAUUCAUAUAAAGUCUAUGCUUUCACUCAAAUGCUUUAAGUGCCUGCAAUCUCUUUUUGUCUUAUCCGUUGCAAAGGGAGGCUUUCCUUGCUGCUGGUGUUUUGGCUCUUCCUGUAUCAUGGAUGGUAUUCAUGGGGGUGAUUCUCGGAUACACAUAACUGAUGGACAGCAUCCUAUACACGUGCCAUAUGUGCAAGAACACGAGCAUCAUGGACUCCACCAUAUAAGCAAUGGGAAUGGGAUAGAUGAUGAUCAUAAUGAUGGUGGUGAUACUAACUGUGGUGGAAGUGAGAGUAUGGAAGGUGAAGUCCCCUCCAACCAUGGAAAUCUCCCUGACAAUCAUGCUGUAAUGAUGGAUCAAGGGGGUGAUUCUGGGGAUCAGCUUACGUUGUCUUUUCAGGGCCAGGUUUAUGUCUUUGACUCCGUGUCACCAGAAAAGGUUCAAGCUGUACUACUGUUACUGGGAGGCCGCGAAAUACCUCCAACUAUGCCUGCCAUGCCAGUAUCUCCUAACCAUAAUAACCGGGGAUAUACUGGUACUCCGCAAAAAUUCAGUGUCCCUCAGAGAUUAGCUUCAUUGAUUAGGUUUCGUGAAAAGCGGAAGGAACGAAAUUAUGACAAAAAAAUUCGCUAUACUGUUCGUAAAGAAGUAGCAUUAAGGAUGCAAAGAAAUAAAGGUCAGUUUACAUCUUCCAAGUCCAAUAAUGAUGAAUCUGCAUCAAAUGCCACAAAUUGGGGGAUGGAUGAAAACUGGACAGCAGACAAUAGUGGAUCCCAGCAGCAAGAUAUUGUUUGUAGGCACUGUGGCAUCAGUGAGAAGAGUACACCAAUGAUGCGACGCGGGCCUGAAGGGCCAAGGACCCUCUGCAAUGCUUGUGGUCUUAUGUGGGCAAAUAAGUCUUUUGUUUGAAGGAAUGUGAUAAGAACCUUGGGAGAAUCAUAUUAUAAAAGCUAGCUGUUGUAAUUGGAGCCCGAAACUUUAUAAACCUCACACGACAAUCUCAUCCUUCCAAUGUGGAACUUGAGCCCCAUUCUUUGCAAUUGAAUCCUUACAAUUUACAUCUCGCCAUGCUCUGCAACCUUGGCGUUCAUGGGUGUUGACUGUGCAUUAGCCUUUUGACUAGUCCCGGUAAAAUACUGCAAAGCUGACAUCACCACCUGUGCUCCUCGUUUGCAGCUGAGAGAAAUGGUGGAAAGCUCUGAUAUCAAUUGAUAAGAAUCUUGAGAAAACUAUAUCACAAAAGCUAUAACCAUUGUAGUUGCAGAGACCAGUGCCUUAUAUUUCCCAUUUGAGGCUAAAGUCUCAUACCUUGCAAUCAGAUCCAAACAGAAUGUUGUGAAGUUUUAUUGUCUUUAGCUCAAUGCCUUACAUCAUGUGUAUUUAAUCACAUGAAUUUAGGUAUCUUGAAUCUGUUAAUGUAACUCUGCAUGAAAGAAAAAUAUAUAAAAAGCUUUGAGAAGAAAACAAAAAUAAUACAUGCAAGCUUUGUAAUGAAUGGUUUGAGUUUUGACAAUCCCUUUGAGAGUUACCUGAGGGAGACCAGCAUAGAUAAUAGAUUCUAUCCUUGUGGGGUAUAAACCAUGUUUUACAAGUUCACGCACUAGUCUUUAUCGGGUUUUAAGGAAAAUAUAAAAGAUUAAUUGCAAUUCUUUUCUUCAGUGUUAUCACUAAAAUGAAGUCAAAGAAAUUACAGCACAAUCAGUAACUUUCUCUAAAAUAUCUGACCGAUUUACUAUCUUUGAAAUCGAUUUAAAUUCAGUAGGAUUCUAGUUCUAUCAUGCAUGUUGCACUCGUUCCCUUAAUAUAGUUCCAAGCUUCUUAUUUUAUUUCAAGAAAGUACUAUCAGGUACAUUUCAGCAAAAAAUUUAUGCCUUAUUUUGAUUUAGUUUGUUGU
Glycine soja is the source of this 2129-nucleotide messenger RNA. RefSeq names its product GATA transcription factor 28-like. The transcript is spliced from 8 exons. Gene Ontology annotation, molecular function: sequence-specific DNA binding; zinc ion binding; protein binding. Bases 251 to 1144 code for a protein of 297 amino acids. The record is from RefSeq and is a predicted model, not a curated record. Gene Ontology annotation, biological process: regulation of DNA-templated transcription. Lineage: Eukaryota; Viridiplantae; Streptophyta; Magnoliopsida; Fabales; Fabaceae.